CAUUGGGAGGCAGAAGACAGGAAAUGACUGCCAUGGAUGUGGUAUGAUUUCUACCGAAACAGCAUUUUGUAGCCCAGGCCCCCAUGCGGUCACAGUUGUUUUCUUCUCUGCUACCAGCCAGGUGGCCCUCUCUCCUCACCCCUCCACAUAGCCUCAGCCCUCUGAUCCUCUGCUCCUGGCUGCCGGCCACAUUCCACUCCCGGCUCCCAACCCAGGCAUCCUGGCCUCCAGAUGAAACAGCUGCUGUGCCUCCUGCCCCCCAUCCCUGGCCCCGUGACUCAGGCUCUCUGAAGGGACCGGCCCCGCUUCUUGGCAUUCACCGGGAAAGGGGGGGGGCAGGGGAGGGGGCCUAGGUGGUGACAUCAUAGUGGAAGGGUAUAAAAGCUUCGAGCCAAAACAGAAUUGAAAUUGAAGACACUGACUUUGAGCCUGUGCUCCCGGGGUCGCCCCGGCCGCACCCCCACAGACCUCUGGUUGGAGAUUUGCACCACUGCGAGACCUCCCCGCUGACCCCAUGCUGGGCUCUCCCUGCCUUCUGUGGCUCCUGGCUGUCACCUCCUCCUUAGUGCCCCGAACGCGGCCCUUGGCCCCUCAAGACCUUACGGAAGAGGAGGAAGAUGAGACCUCACGGCCACCUCUGCCGGCUGUCCUCUGCGACUACGACAGUUGCCGCCACCUGCAGGUGCCAUGCAAGGAGCUGCAGAGGGCUGGGCCCGGGGCCUGCCUGUGCCCCGGGCUCUCCAGCCCUGCCCAGCCUCCGGCCCCGCCGCGCCUGGGAGAGGUGCACGUGGAGGCCGAGGCCGGCAGCGCGCUGGUGCGCUGGUGUGCGCCCCCCUCCCCGGUCCACCAGUACUGGCUGCUGCUUUGGGAAGGCGGUGGGGCUCCCCAGAAGGGCCCCCCGCUCAACGCCACGGUCCGCAGAGCAGAACUGAAGGGACUGAAGCCUGGGGGCACUUACGUCGUUUGCGUGGUGGCUGCCAACGGGGCUGGAGAAAGCAGCGUGCCGGGGGCAGGUGGGGAGGGCCUCGAGGGGGUGGGGGGCCCUGCUUUCGGGCCCUGCGGCAGGCUGGCCAUGCCCCCCAGGCCCGUUACCCUGGUCCACACGGCCGUAGGGGUGGGCACGGUGCUGGCCCUGCUGACCUGCUCUGCUCUGGUCUGGCACUUCUGCCUGCGCGAGCGCUGGGGCUGCCCCCACCGGCCGGCCUCCCCCCCACCAAGAGCAGGGCUCUGAAGCAGCCUGGGCGCCUCUCAGGCCCAGCGGAGCCCAGGCUCGCAGAGGAGAGCUCGGCCCGGACUCCCCUGGGCAGCCCGGGUGCCAGAGUAGAAGGCCAGGCGCCUGGGGCCCCAGCUGAGUCUCGGGGCUCAGCCCCUCGGGCUAGUGCGGGUCCCAAACUUUCCGUCUUGCUCCAGGCUGAAAGGACCGGAGUGGGGUUGGCAACCGUGUCCUUAAAGGACCAGAGAGUAAAUAACGUAGGCUUUGCAGUUCCAGCGGAUAAAAUCAAAGAUAAUACGUAGGGGCUUCUAUGGCCAUGUAACCAUGUAAAAACGUAGCUCAUGGGCCUUUUCUUUUCAAAUCAGGCCCCGGCCAUACUAGGCCUGUUGGCUGUAGUUAGCUGAUCCCAAUCCCUGUCAUAGACCCUCAAAAGGGCCCUGUCACAUUGGUGGCUUCGGUGGGAUUUUUGAGAACAAACUGCUUCGGGCUGGGAGCUUGGGGAAAGACCACUCCCUCUUUGACGUUUCAUUUUGAUAUUGAAGAUGAGCACACCUGAGUCGGAACCCACCUGUGUCUGAUGUGGGUGAAGAUAAAUGACCGACACGGGGUGGAGAACCAGGGACUGCCUAAACUGCUGUCUGCAGCAUUUCCCAAGUCCAAGGAUGUCCCCCACUUUCCCUCAGUCUGUGUCUAUCGUAUAUUCACUGUACCAACAUUAAAGGAAAUAUAAAAUGAA
Mirounga angustirostris (Northern elephant seal) is the source of this 1949-nucleotide messenger RNA. RefSeq names its product LRRN4 C-terminal like (gene LRRN4CL). NCBI's taxonomy places the organism in Eukaryota, Metazoa, Chordata, Mammalia, Carnivora, Phocidae. The record is from RefSeq and is a predicted model, not a curated record. Bases 515 to 1231 code for a protein of 238 amino acids. The transcript has 2 exons. Gene Ontology annotation, molecular function: protein binding.